This is a messenger RNA of Pygoscelis adeliae (Adelie penguin), 1428 nucleotides long. RefSeq names its product olfactomedin 3 (gene OLFM3). NCBI's taxonomy places the organism in Eukaryota, Metazoa, Chordata, Aves, Sphenisciformes, Spheniscidae. The coding region runs from base 1 to 1428 and encodes 475 amino acids. The record is from RefSeq and is a predicted model, not a curated record. Gene Ontology annotation, biological process: signal transduction. The transcript has 7 exons.
AUGAGUCCUCCACUGCUGAAGCUUGGUGCUGUUCUUAGUACCAUGGCAAUGAUCUCUAACUGGAUGUCCCAAACUCUCCCAUCUCUGGUAGGACUCAAUACCACCAGAAUAACCACUUCAGAUACUCUAACUCAGAUUAGCCCCAAGGAAGGGUGGCAAGUUUAUAGUUCAGCCCAGGAUCCUGAUGGCCGUUGCAUCUGCACUGUUGUCGCACCUGAACAGAACCUAUGUUCAAGAGACGCCAAAAGCAGGCAACUCAGACAACUGCUAGAGAAGGUUCAGAAUAUGUCCCAAUCUAUUGAAGUUUUAAAUCUACGGACUCAGAGGGAUUUCCAGUAUGUUUUAAAAAUGGAAACACAAAUGAAAGGGCUGAAGGCCAAGUUUCGAGCAUACUUAGGUUCUUUAAAUACCAAGUCUGAACAGGAGCUGAAAGAAAAGAUGGAUGAGCUCCUGCCACUGAUCCCAGUUCUGGAACAGUACAAAACCGAUGCCAAAUUAAUCACCCAGUUCAAGGAGGAAAUUCGGAAUCUGUCUACUGUCCUCACUGGGAUUCAGGAAGAAAUUGGUGCUUAUGACUAUGAGGAACUUCACCAGCGCGUACUCAGUUUAGAAACCAGGCUUCGAGACUGCAUGAAAAAGCUCACAUGUGGCAAAUUGAUGAAAAUUACAGGCCCCAUUACAGUCAAGAUAUCCGGAACCCGAUUUGGAGCCUGGAUGACAGAUCCAUUAGCAUCAGAGAAAAAUAACCGAGUCUGGUACAUGGAUAGUUACACUAACAAUAAAAUUGUCCGUGAAUAUAAAUCAAUUGCAGACUUUGUCAGUGGGGCUGAAUCAAGGACAUACAACCUUCCAUUCAAAUGGGCAGGAACCAACCACGUUGUCUACAAUGGCUCCCUCUAUUUCAACAAGUAUCAGAGCAACAUCAUCAUCAAAUACAGCUUUGACACUGGGCGGGUGCUUGCACAGCGUAGCCUUGAGUACGCUGGCUUUCACAAUGUCUACCCUUACACCUGGGGUGGCUUUUCUGAUAUUGACCUGAUGGCAGAUGAAAUUGGGCUAUGGGCUGUGUAUGCCACCAACCAGAACGCAGGCAACAUUGUCAUCAGCCAGCUAAACCAGGAUACGCUGGAGGUGCUGAAGAGCUGGAGCACGGGCUACCCAAAGAGAAGUGCUGGAGAAUCCUUCAUGAUCUGUGGCACCUUGUAUGUUACUAACUCUCACUUAACAGGAGCCAAGGUCUACUAUUCUUAUUCCACAAAAACCUCCACUUACGAGUAUACAGACAUUCCUUUCCAUAAUCAGUACUUUCAUAUAUCCAUGCUUGACUACAAUGCAAGAGAUAGAGCUCUCUAUGCCUGGAAUAACGGACAUCAAGUCCUGUUUAAUGUCACCCUUUUCCAUGUCAUUAAAACUGAAGAUGACACAUAA